CUUAACCCGAAGCUGCCAUUAACUUAUCCCACCAUGAGUCCCGCAUCUCCCGCAGGCAGCUACAGCGAACACGUUUUACCCCUAAUUCCACCUGGAAUUCGUUUCCGACUCAUGAAAGCCUCGGACCUACCAGAGGUCCGUGCACUUCACGCGAGCCUCCUCCCUGUCCAAUACCCCCUUGCUUUCUUUAUCCAUCUCCUCCUUCAACCUCGGUAUCUCUGCGUCCUUGCCACGCACGAAGAUUCAGUCAUUGCCUUUGCCUCUGCCGAGAUUAAUGCCUCUCAUGGAACUGUACAGACUGAACACAGGAAUAGUUCCCUUGCGCACAUUACACUUCUCACGUUGGGGGUCCAGCCAACCCAUCAACGACAGGGCAUCGGCCGGGCACUGGUCCACGAUGUUGCCCGCCGGUUACGUGCAUCAUCGUGCAGGUAUGAGACACCGUCCGAGCCUAGAUCGGCCGAGGAUGUUCGGCAUGGACCCGGAUAUUCAACCGUCCUCGUCCAAGCCGAGGUUGCCCAUUCUAAUACGGCAGGGAAAUUCUUCUACUCCCGCCUUGGUAUGAACGUGGAACAGGUUGGAUCCAAAACACCAACGUACAUCGUGGCUGGACUGUUGUGUGUGUAAUAGACCUCGGAUUCACCCCAGCUGAUAGAUUGAUCGAUGAGUUCUCUUACCUCGUAGUUACGGGACGGAUAUGUACCGGGUUCGUCUAGGUGAUUACCGAGCGGCGUCUGGCGUCAGGUAGACAUAUGCAUUAGUUGCAUAAGUUAUGUAGAAUAACAUUAAUAUGUGGAUU
Molecule: messenger RNA, 799 nt
Organism: Pisolithus orientalis
Lineage: Eukaryota; Fungi; Basidiomycota; Agaricomycetes; Boletales; Pisolithaceae
Product: acyl-CoA N-acyltransferase
Exons: 2
Coding region: 34-627 (197 amino acids)
Biological process (GO): N-terminal peptidyl-methionine acetylation
Cellular component (GO): Golgi membrane
Molecular function (GO): histone acetyltransferase activity; protein-N-terminal amino-acid acetyltransferase activity
Source: RefSeq, a predicted model, not a curated record